Molecule: messenger RNA, 2517 nt
Organism: Fibroporia radiculosa
Lineage: Eukaryota; Fungi; Basidiomycota; Agaricomycetes; Polyporales; Fibroporiaceae
Exons: 13
Coding region: 1-2517 (838 amino acids)
Biological process (GO): urea catabolic process
Cellular component (GO): urease complex
Molecular function (GO): urease activity; nickel cation binding
Source: RefSeq, a predicted model, not a curated record
AUGCGGCUUGCACCCAGGGAAGAGGCAAAGCUUCUUUUGUCCCAGGUUGGGUUCAUCGCCCAAAAGCGUCUCGCCAGAGGCCUCCAGCUGAACCAGACAGAGGCCGAAGCUUUGAUUGCAUCUCAAUUACAGGAACGCAUACGAGAUGGCAAGCACUCGGUCACACAAUUGAUGCAUCAUGGCAGAACCCUCCUCGGCAGGAGACAUGUUCUACCAGGCGUAUCCAGCCUCCUCCACGAGAUCCAGGUCGAGGGCACAUUUCAUGACGGCGUUUUUCUCGUGACUGUACAUGAUCCUAUAUGCAACGACACAGUCGACCUGUCGGACGCGCUGUACGGUUCGUUUCUCCCCGUCCCGUCAGACGAUGCCUUCCCCGAGUUUGUCUCAUCUGAAUACACCCGCGAGAACGCCCCUGGCGCGGUCAUUGUCAAAAAGGAGCCUAUCACUAUCAAUCUUGGACGUGAACGUGUUAGACUCAGCGUGACAAACAAUGGUGAUCGCCCUAUUCAGGUUGGCUCGCAUUACCAUUUCAUCGAGACCAACAAGGCGCUCGCUUUUGACAGAGCCAGGGCAUACGGAAAGCGUUUGGACAUCCCUGCCGGCACGGCAGUACGAUUCGAGCCUGGAGAGACCAAACCCGUCACUCUAUGCGCCAUUGCAGGACUUAAAAAGAUCACGGGCGGGAACCGGCUUGCCUCCGGUAUAGUUGAUUUGACAAGAGCAGAUAACAUCAUUGCCAAUUUGAUUCAGAGAGGUUUCGGUCAUGUUCCCGAGCCUCGUGCGCUGGAAAUAUUCUCGGAUACGCAGAUGAGCAGGGAAACAUACGUCGCCAUGUUUGGACCAACAGUGGGCGACAGGGUGAGGCUGGGUGAUACAGAACUGUGGAUUGAAGUCGAGCGGGACGAGACGGUCUAUGGUGACGAAGUCAAAUUCGGAGGAGGCAAAACCAUUCGCGAGGGUAUGGGCCAAGCAACAAACCGGUCACACUUGAAUGCUCUCGACCUUGUAAUCACCAACGUGCUGAUCGUUGAUUGGAGUGGAAUCUACAAGGCAGAUAUUGGAGUCAGGCAGGGAAGAAUAGUGGGUAUAGGAAAAGCGGGUAACCCGGAUAUCAUGGAAGGCGUACAUCCACAUUUGAUUAUCGGCUCCUCAACCGAAGCUCUUGCUGGAGAAAAACUAAUCGUCACUGCCGGCGCCAUCGAUGCGCAUGUCCAUUACAUUUGUCCUCAACAGGUUCCGGAGGCCCUCGCGUCGGGCGUGACUAUGAUGAUUGGUGGCGGUACUGGGCCUAGCUCCGGCUCAAAUGCGACGACCUGUACCCCGAGUCCAUUCUACAUCCGACACAUGCUUGCCGCGACGGAUACGCUCCCGAUGAAUUUCGCCUUCACAGGGAAGGGGAAUGACUCAGGCACACAGGCGUUAGAGGAGGUCGUCGUCGCGGGCGCUGCCGGACUGAAGCUGCAUGAGGACUGGGGUUCCACGCCGUCAGCGAUCUCCAAUUGUCUGGACGUGGGCGAUAAGUACGAUGUCCAGGUCAACAUCCACACGGACACUCUGAACGAGAGUGGUUUUGUUGAAAGUACUAUUGAAGCUUUUGGCAAUCGCACCAUCCACACCUAUCAUACCGAAGGGGCUGGCGGGGGACACGCUCCCGACAUCAUCACCGUUUGUGAAUUAGACAAUGUGCUGCCCUCCUCAACUAAUCCCACGCGUCCAUAUACGAAAAACACGCUCGAUGAGCAUUUGGACAUGCUCAUGGUCUGCCAUCAUCUCGAUAGGUCCAUCUGCGAAGAUCUCGCAUUCGCCGAGUCGCGCAUCCGUGCAGAGACAGUGGCAGCAGAAGACGUGUUGCACGAUAUUGGAGCCAUCUCGAUGAUUAGCUCCGAUUCUCAGGCUAUGGGCCGUGUGGGCGAGGUCAUCAGCCGAACGUGGCGGACUGCGAGCAAGCUGCGCGAGUUCCGGGGCCCCUUAGCGUCGCUGGGCGAUGCGCCAGGCCGAGAUAAUGCGCGCGUCAAGCGCUACGUCUCCAAAUACACCAUCAAUCCUGCCAUCACGCACGGCGUGAGUCAUCUGGUCGGGCAGGUCGCCGUCGGGACGCUGGCGGACCUCGUCUUAUGGAAACCGGAGAACUUCGGCACGAAGCCCGAAAUGGUGCUCAAGUCGGGCGUGAUUGUGUGGGCGCAGAUGGGUGACGCAAACGCCUCCAUUCCAACCGUACAACCCGUCAUCGGGCGGCCGAUGUGGGGUGCACUUCCGAUGUCUGCGGCAUUGAACUCUGUCGCGUUUGUCUCAGCGGCUUCGAUUGAAUCGGGCACCGUGCGGGGCUACGGGCUUUCGAAGCGCUGUGAAGCGGUCAGAAACUGCCGGAACGUGACUAAGAAAGACAUGAAAUGGAAUCGUGCCACACCGAAGAUGCAGGUGGACCCGGAAAAAUAUGAGGUUCGGGCAGAUGGUGAAUUGAUGACCAUUGAGCCUGCUGAGCGACUCCCGCUGGCCCGUGCAUAUAAUAUCUUCUGA